AUGAGCCAGCAAAACAGAAAUCUGAGUAAGGCUGGAAGUGAUUCAAAAAAAAGUAACCCUACCAGUAAAAAUAAUUCAACUCAAAUUGUUUGUGAUUGGCCUUUGGCUUCUCAUUCUGGUGAUGUUGUAAAGUCAGAAGAACAUGAUGGAAAAUUUGAGUUAGUUUUGGAUUGUCAUGAAUUUGAUCCAAAAGAUAUAACAGUUUUUACUAAUGAUAAUAAGGUUAGUAUUUAUUGUGACCAUCAAAAGAGACGUGAUAGUAACACUUGUGAAAGAAAAUUUUCAAGAACAUAUAAACUUCCUCCAAAUGUCAAUCCUAAUACUUUAAAACAUACUUUUAAUAAUGAUGGAGAUUUAAUUAUAACAGCAGAAAAAAAAUAA
Messenger RNA from Strongyloides ratti, 381 nucleotides. Its product is annotated as Alpha crystallin/Heat shock protein family and Alpha crystallin/Hsp20 domain and HSP20-like chaperone domain-containing protein. Lineage: Eukaryota; Metazoa; Nematoda; Chromadorea; Rhabditida; Strongyloididae. The transcript has a single exon. The record is from RefSeq and is a predicted model, not a curated record. The coding region runs from base 1 to 381 and encodes 126 amino acids.